Messenger RNA from Peniophora sp. CBMAI 1063, 672 nucleotides. The record is from the annotation of a GenBank genome assembly. NCBI's taxonomy places the organism in Eukaryota, Fungi, Basidiomycota, Agaricomycetes, Russulales, Peniophoraceae.
AUGUCGCCAGUGGUCCCCUUCAAGUUCGCGCGAGCGGGUGUGCUGUUUCUCAGCUUUUCCUUCGGUAUUGUGGGUCUCGCGGUCGCUAUCAAUGCCGUAGUGAAAGCGAGCGAUGUGACAUCAUCCAUAUUGUCGAACCUUCCCUUCGGUAUCACCGUCAAGCUGAGCGAUAGCAACAUUCGGAACGUUGGUACCGUCCUCGCUGUUGGGUGCGGCCUGAGCGCGCUCAUGUCAUUUGUCUUCUUCCUCGGGACCCUCUUCUCCGGCGCCCGUGGCACCACAGCGGUGCCGCUCUUCACACGCACACUCCCCCUGCAAGCUGGAAUACUGGCAAUUCUUGCCCUUUGGAUCUUCGCUUGCGCAAUCCCCUUCGACGUCUUCUACGCGAACGACGAUAUCGGCAUCGACGCUGGGAUCCUGGGUAUCCAUGUGGCGUCACAGAUAGUAGACCAAGUGCUGGCCGUAUUGGGCCUAUCGCGGCAAUACCGCGACUAUGACUUCCUCCAGCUAUUGGCAAUCUUGCCCUGGUUUGCCAUGUUGUUCGCAGCCAUCUCAGCCGCCUCACUGGCCGUCGCUCAUCGCAGGGCCACGCAACAGAGUAGAUCUCAAGAGCGACUGGAUGAAAAGCAGGUGGAUCAGUGGAAAGAAUCGGCAUCGCCCCGGCCCUUGUAG